AUGUCGGAAGGACUAACUGUUGGCAUCGAUUUGGGAACAUCAUACUCAUGUGUUGGCGUUUGGAAUAACGACCGAGUCGACAUCAUUGCAAAUGACCAGGGCAAUCGCACAACUCCUUCAUUCGUCACUUUCACUGACAAAGAAAGGUUUAUCGGUGAUGCGGCAAAAAACCUCAUCGCGAUUAACACUUAUAGUACUGUCUUUAGUACUAAAUGUCUCAUUGGUCGUAAUUUUUACGAUAAAGAUGUUCAAAGAUAUAUUAAGCAUUGGCCAUUCAAAACUUUCAACACGAAUGGAAGGCCAUUUGUGCAAGUCGAUUAUAAAGGUGAGGAAAGAAAUUUUACAACCGAAGAAAUUCUUUCAAUGAUACUGAUAAAGAUUAAGGAGUUUGCAGAAGAUUCCCUUUGUAAAAAAGUUAAAAGUGCAGUGAUUACGUCACCGGCUUACUUCAAUGCCUCACAACGUCAAGCUUUAAAAGAUGCCGGUACGAUCGCCGGUUUGCAUGUGCUUCGUAUCAUUAGUGAUCCGAGCGCAGCAGCCAUUGCAUAUUAUGGAUUGGAUAAGAAAAUUGUCGGUGAACAAAAUGUUCUCAUCUUAGAUUUUGGUGGUGGUACUUUUGAAGCCACUCUCUUAACUAUCAAAGAUGGAAUUUUCGAAGUGAAAGCCACGGCUUGUGACACACACCUUGGCGGUGAAUAUUUCGACUAUCGACUUGUAGAUUAUUUCGUUCAAGAAUUUGAGCGUAAUUAUAAGAGUGAUCUUUCAAAAGAUGCUCGUGCUCUCUGUCGGUUAAAAAAUGCCUGUGAACGUGCAAAACGUUCACUUUCAACAUCAAAAAAGACUUUCAUCAGUAUCGAUUCUCUUUUCGAAGAUAUCGAUUUUCAUUCUUCUUUAACUCGUACCAAAUUCGAAAAAUUGAAUCGUGACUUGUUCAAAUCUACGAUAAAACUUAUUGAAAGAGUGCUAAGAGAUGCUAAACUCUACAAAGGACGAGUUCAUGAAAUUGUCUUGGUCGGUGGUUCAACACGCAUACCAAAGAUACAAAAUAUGGUAUCCGAGUUCUUUAAUGGUAAAACACCAAACAAAUCCAUCAAUCCUGAUGAAGCCGUUGCUAAUGGUGCUGCCGUUUAUGCUGCAAUGUUAUCUGGUGAUACUUCCGAAAAUAUUCAAGACUUGAAUUUAAUCGAUGUCAACGCUGACUUUGGUUUAUCUAUUGGUAUUAAAGCUACCGACGGUGCCAUGAAACCGAUUAUUAAGAGUAAUGACUCAUUACCUAUUCGGAGAACCGUAAUUAUAUCUACCUAUUUUGAUAAUCAAUCGGAAAUACCUAUUAAAAUUUAUGAAGGUAAAUAUGCCUGCACCAUAAAUAACAAUUUUCUUGCCGAAUUCGAAUUGUCCGGAAUUCCUCCCGCACCAAAAGGUACCCCGCAAGUAGAAGUCACCUUCGAUAUUGAUGUAAAUUGUACCUUAAAAGUAUCCGCGGUUGAUAAAAGAAUUGGAAGACCAAACAUGUUAACCAUUACGAUUGACGACGGUCGAUUGUCAAGGGAAGAAGUCGAACGCAUGAUUGCCGAAGUCGAGGAAUAUCGUGUAGAAGAGGAGAAAGUUGCACAAAAGUUACAAGCACGAAAUGAAUUGGAAAGUUGCGCACAUAGUUUACGUAACAAGCUUAAGGAACUUGAGGUUGCUAUCCAAGAAUCAAUUAUGUGGCUUGAAAAUAAUCAAGAAGCGGACAAGGACGAAUAUGUUAAGCAGCAGAAAUCACUCGAUGCAAUUGCGAACCUUACCGCGACUAGGCUUUGCUUAAAAACAACUGAAGAAGGGGAGCAAACAAUUGAAGUAGAUUAA
Funneliformis mosseae is the source of this 1848-nucleotide messenger RNA. The record is from the annotation of a GenBank genome assembly. Lineage: Eukaryota; Fungi; Glomeromycota; Glomeromycetes; Glomerales; Glomeraceae.